Messenger RNA from Stomoxys calcitrans (stable fly), 2395 nucleotides. Its product is annotated as nibrin. Gene Ontology annotation, biological process: double-strand break repair via homologous recombination; mitotic G2 DNA damage checkpoint signaling. The transcript has 4 exons. The coding region runs from base 119 to 2215 and encodes 698 amino acids. Gene Ontology annotation, cellular component: Mre11 complex. Gene Ontology annotation, molecular function: protein binding; damaged DNA binding. Lineage: Eukaryota; Metazoa; Arthropoda; Insecta; Diptera; Muscidae. The record is from RefSeq and is a predicted model, not a curated record.
UAUACGUCGCUUUGUUUUUAUCGCAUAUUUAUUUAUUGAAGCAGAAUUGUGUUUCCACCUAAAAAAGUGUAUUUUUUACAACUUGUGCCGGUCCAAACUGAAAGAUUCAAGUAAAAAGAUGUGGUUUAUAACUCAUGCAAGCAGCGGGGACAAGUAUUACUUCUCGAAAAAUAAAAGUGAAUACACUGUCGGUCGUUUGGGAACUGAUUUGGAAUUGCAAAACGAUAUAUGUGUAAGCCGCUCUCAUGCUGUUUUUCAUGUUGUCGACCACGAUGGCGAAAAACAUUUGGAAUUGGAAGAUAUGGGCUCCAAAUAUGGCACCUUUUACAACAAAGAUAUCGAUAAGAAUGCUCCGCUUGAAAAGGGUCAUAAGAUCCAACUGAAAAUGAAUGACCUCGUACGAUUUGGGCGUUUGCAGAACGUAUGGAAGGUGGACCACAUGAAGUUUUUAACUGUUACAUCAGCUCUGAGAGCCGAAGAUGUUGCCAAAGUUGCUAAGAACAUAAAAUUAGUUGGCGGUAAGGUGCUAGAGCAAUGGUCCUCCGAGUGCACACAUCUAACAAUGAAUACUCCAACCGUAACGGUUAAGCUUCUGCGUGCUUUAAUUGAACAAGUUCACAUUGUAAACUCCAACUAUUGGGAAGAUUUGGCAAAUGCUGUGGCCACUAACCAAUCGCAAUUGCCCAAAGUGGAAUUGUAUAGGCCCAAAAUCGAUUUGGGAGAUGGUAAACCCAUUGAUUUAGGUUGUAAAGCCGAAAGACGCAAAGUCUUUGAUGGUCUAACAUUCGUCUUUCUAAGCCGUCGGCAUUAUGAGACUUAUGCGCCCAUAGUAAAAGCCGCUGGAGGAUCCUGUAAAGAUAUAACAAAUGGUGUGCAGAAAGCCUUUUUCGUUAAGAAUAAUGUGGUGGUUAUACAAUAUAUAGCCUCUACGCAAUCGCAAAGCUGCUCACAAACCAUAAAUGAAAUUGCGGACAUUCUUCAAGUUCAUUCCAGACGCAUCAUACCCGAAUAUGAAAUUGGUUUGGCCAUUAUGUAUUGCUCAACCGAAGAAAAUUGCAAUCCUCUGUACAAAGUACCAGAAAGUAUGCCGCAGACGGUUCAAAACACCAACGUGGAUUUGACUGAAACAAUUAACACACAGUCUUUGGGAUUUGAAGUGUCUGGAGCAAAUGUUAUUACCUCCACACCGUUUGACAACAACACUGGAUACGACAAAGAAGAUUUCCAAGAGACAAUGCCCAAUAUGUGCAUAUCAGAAACACCAGCUGAACCUCAUCCCAAGAAACGCAAACACAUCAAUGUUAUAAGUGCGGAUUCCCAGGACAGUGAUGAGGAACUAUUCCAAUUCCCCAAAAAGGCGUACACUCCAGAAGACGCUAGCGUCAAGAGUCGGCCCAUAAAACGAAGUAUGUUUGCUGAGCACAAUGAAAAUUCAGAACCUCAAAAUAAAAUAAUAAAAACUUCAUCGGAGGCACGAGCCAAUGAUGAAGUUGGUGGUAGUACAAAUCGUAAACGACCUCACAUACAAGUGCUUGGCGAAGAAGAUGGUCAAGGUGAUGAAGAUGAUCUAUUCUGUUUUGGUGACACACAAGCCAAUAAGAAAAAACGCGAAGGCGAUGAAGAUCUGUUCGCUUUCAGAGACUCCAAUGCUAAGGAGGAAAGUGAUUCUAAUGAGCCAGUGGUAGAAACUUGGGAACCGAUGCAGACGCAAAAGUUUGUAGUUGUAGCAAAACCGAAAAAGUCAAGCUCGUCCAUUGUAAUGCCCAAACCCAUACCGUUACCGCGAAAGGUAUCUGCGAUUGAUUGGAUAUCAGGUUCUUUGGGAAAAAUCAAAAUAAAAAAUGAAAAUAAUGUGGACAUUAAAAGUGAAGUAACAAAAACUAUUAAAAAUGACGAUGGCGAGGAAGUUGAGAUAAAAACCGAGACCGCCAACGGUGAGCAAGAAGGUGAAAUUAAACAGGAAAUGAAUGGUGAAUUGGAUAUGACAGAAGAGCAUCGCAAAUGGCUGGAAUCGUUGAAAGAUGCCAUUGAAAUACAAGAAGUUUCCUUGCACACAAACAUGAAAAUAAAUCCACGCUCGCACUAUCGGUAUAACAAACAAAAUCAUGAGCAGUCAAGUGAAAAUUUGAAUGGAAGCCUUAGAAAUUUCAAAACUUUUGUCAAGAAAUACAAAACCCCCUCUGAGACCAAUUCAAUACAGUUGCAAGUCCGUUGAAUUCCCUAAAGCUAAAGUAUAAAAGAAAUUAUGAGGAUGCAAGAUGGCGAUGAUCAUAUUAAAAAGCAACGCAUAAUAAUUAUUUUUUCAAUUACCCCUCCCCACUUAUUUACAAUAUACAUAACUAUGUACUAUCAAAUAAUAUCACAUUCAAAACUCUCUGUUCAUUUGUGAACACAA